UUCGAUGCAUGCUGUUAAAGCUUAGAGUAUAUUGUCCUCCCGUUGCUUAUGAAGCCUCCACCCACCGGCCCACCCUACAUUUGGCGGAUCAUGUGACUCGGGAGCCGCGGCGAGGAGAGGCAGAGGAGGAGAGGAGACAGAGAGGGCUGUAGGAAGGAAAACAGUCUCCCCGGCUCUGCAGCUUCUGACAAGGCCGCCUCGCAAACAGGAUGUUAAUGCUUGACGGUAUGCCUGCAGUCCGAGUCAAAUCCGAGCCCCUGGAAUCGGAACAAGGGUCACCCAAAGUGCGGCCUUUUUCUGCCAUGGAUAGAAUGCCCUUCUUCUUGAGCAGAGUCAAAGCUGAGCCUUCAGAGGAUCUCCUGGCACAUGAGCUACACUUCCACACUCAGACUGAACCAGUGGAUCUGUCCAUAAACAAACCUCGUCCAUCCUCUUCCACCUCCUCCUCCUCACCCCUCAGGUCGGCCUUCUCUCCCUCAUCUUCAUCGUCCUCCUCCUCCCCGUCAGUCAUCACCUCUGCCUCCUCGGUGCUCUCCCCGGGCCCGCUGGUCGCCCCUGGGUCUGGCGUCAGAGGUCAGCCGUAUUUGCACAUCCUGCACUCUGUGCCGCCUCCUCCGUCCAGCCCUCUGAGCCUGCAGGGAGCGGGGAAGCUGGCCAGCCAUGUUCACCGCAUCCCGGUUGUGGUGCAGUCUCUCCCGCUCAUGUACACCACUGCUGUUCGAUCACCCUCCAGCCUCAACAACGCCAUCAUGCUACCUCUGCUCGAUGAGGCCAAAAGCAAGGGCAAAGGACACUCAGAUCUCAAUGGUCUAUCUCCACGGCACAUCAAGAGUGACAGUGAAGAUGAUGACCUGCCAAACGUGACCUUGGACAGUGUUAAUGAGACAGGCUCCACUGCUCUGUCUAUUGCCCGUGCAGUGCAAGAUUCCAUGUCGCCGUUCAGUAUUGACAGCAUACGUCGCCCUCGGAGAUCAGAGUCUCCGGAUUCCAAAAAGCGGAGGAUUCACAGAUGUGACUUUGAUGGUUGCAAUAAAGUGUACACAAAAAGCUCUCAUCUAAAAGCCCACAGGAGGACACAUACAGGGGAAAAGCCAUACAAAUGCACCUGGGACGGAUGCACGUGGAAGUUUGCGCGUUCCGACGAGCUGACGAGGCACUACAGGAAACACACGGGAGUCAAACCCUUCAAGUGUGCAGACUGUGACCGCAGCUUCUCCCGCUCAGACCACCUCGCCCUGCACAGGAGGAGACAUAUGCUCGUGUGACACAAGGGGGCGACAGAGCAUGGUGGGACACUCGCUACAGAGAGAGAGAGGGCAUGAUCAGUGACACAGGCAGGCGGUUGGGGGAGCGGGAUCUCCCUGUGAAUGUUUUCAGCUGGCCUGGACACAGCCACACACACACAUGAGGAAAGAAGAGGAUCAUGGCUGGAUCCUUGGAAGGAAUUGUAUACUGUCAGUCGAUUAUAAUAAAAGAAAACUGUCUUUUACUGCACUGUUGGUAAAUAUUACAUUUAGAUUUUUAAUUCACAACUUUUAUUGGGACUAAAGAUACAAAUGCAAUCAAGAAACAUUUAAUUUGAUGUUUUCAUUCUUAUUGAUAAAUUGCUGUUUUUCAGCAUUUUUAAUGUGAAAUACCCUGUUUUGUGGAAUGGAUUUCCUGUGUGUGCUCUGUUGAACCAGAGACAGGACCUGCCCUGGACCACAGGAAAUACUUGGGCUACAAGGUCUUGGUUGGAUUUACAGGCUUCAGUAUUGCGCCUUCUUGUCUUUUUUAACCAGCAGAGGGAGCUCUUUCACCAUGCUUUCCUUUGCCUGUUCCAGCCUGCUGUUAUACAGUAUGUGAAAGCAUCUAUUACAAAAGCUAUAAGAGGGCUGGACUUUCACCUAUCCCGCAGCCAUAUAAUGGGAUUGGAGUAAAAAGCAACGUAAAUGGAUCUACAUCUCCACUAUUUUUGACGUUUUGGACCUUCAUUGUUUGUUAAACAAUGAAAAGUGGCAUAUCAUCCCACCAGCAAAAACACCCCUCUCAUGAACCCCCAUUCUCAUUUAAGUUGAGCCUCGUUUAAACAUUUCCUACAAUUUGUGGAUUUUGUGCUGUGAUUAGCAAUCAGUAAAAGUGCAAUCUUCAAAGGUAAAUAUUCUCUCAGUAUGUUUAAUUUCAGUUUUGCUUUGGACUUAGAAAGAUAAUCCCUCCAAUACAGUGGACAUGGAAACAAUCACAGGACUUUGGGUGAGACUGAGGCACUUUACAGACUUCUGCUCGUGUGUUCCUCAGUGACAAUAUUGUAGUUUUGCACAACAGUACUGCAGUGUUAAAGGAGCUGUGUGGUAUCUAACUAAAACUAUACUGUAGAUGAGCAAUACAAUUUUAACAAAUAAAAACAAGGAAUUGAUGUCAAGAUAAGAGGGUUUGCCCCACUCUGGAAAGCUACCACCUUGUUCUUUUGGUUAGUAUUGAGCCCCAGCACAGGGAACUUGCUUCAAGCACAUGAUCUUUUUAUAUAUCCUUUAACCAUUUCUCCAUUGCCAGCUUUGUGCAGUACAGUGCUGUGCAAACAUUGGUGUGGCUGUUAAUAAGAAAUCUCUGCAAGCUCUUCAAAUUCAGUCAAUCUUUUACAUUUUUAUGUUCAUCUCAUAAACUUGACUCUUUCAUUUGGACAAACAAUUCAUGUAUUUGCACAGUACUGUAUGUGUUUCAUUAUGUUUUAGCAAACACAAGUAUUGGCAAACCAAAGUAUCACCACUUAGUAUUCUUCACGACUUUUAUGGUGAUAUUAAAAGACAUUUCUAUAUUAAAUUAUUUUCUUCCCCGUAUGAAAGCUUCAGACAUAAGCCAGAGAGCAUCAGGGCAGCUCGAAUCAUCCGAUAGCACUUGCUAAAUGCAUUUCUUGGACUGGAGCCAACAAAAGGAAAUGACAAGCUUUUGGAUAAUAGCACCUUGGAAAAGCCAAGAACACAGAGCGCACAUACACAGUCAAAUCCCCCAGUCUCAAACAGCACAUCCUCAAGGCCCACAGACUAACAGUGUAUCACCUAUUUAGUUUAUCAACAUGUUACAUUUUAACCCUGCUUCUCUGAGAGAAGAAAACUAUAUAAUCCUUAUUUCUUGUGCACAUGUCAUUACCAUUAUUUUAUUUGUUGGCAAAAGCAUAUCAGCACCUUUUUGUUUAAUAUUAUAAUAAUUUAAAAUCAUUUUAUUUCAGAUUAAUUCACACAUAAUCAUCAUGAUAUAUUUUAUCUUCUUUAUAGUAUGAGAAUAUGAUUGUGGGGCACUUAGAUGAAUAUACAGUAAUGAUUUCCUUUAUGUAAAAAGUUUUAAAAUGUUGUAAUAUAUGUCAUAGUGAAGAGAAAAUUAUUACAAAGUUCUACAGCCUGUAUAUAUAUUGGAAAAAUAGGGCUUUGGAUUUCUAGAACAUGUGUUUAUACAGGUCUUUUUCAGAGACUGUAAUUUAUCUGAUUUGAUUUACAUUGAAAUUUGGCUAAUGGUGUUCAUCAUGUACAAGAUCAUAUGUGAUGUCCUGGUUUACUUUUGUGGUCAACUGACAUGAUCAAAACCUUUUAUUUCUGAAGGCUGAAAGUGUUAACUGCUAAAUGAUUUAUCUAGCUCUGGUUUCCUUCUGUUGCUCAUGUUCUGAUAACACAUUUCAAAUAGUUAUUCUUGGACCAUCACUGCAGAGACCAUUAUGAUGUCAUAAGUCUCCGUCUUUGGGACGAGACUGGAUACAUGUCUGCUGAUCAGGAGUGAUGUGUGGGUUCGGUUUUCAAACAGAAAUAGCAAUAAACGCAAAAUGUGGUGAUGUUUCUGUAUCACUUUCUGGCAUCCUUUCCCAUGAGGCUGGAUUACAAAACAAUUACUAAUCUCCAUUUAAAUUAUAUUUUAUUUGUUUUGGCCAAUAUUUUUCUGCAUUUUCAGGGUUCUAUCUAUAAAGCAGUCAAACCCAGUCUAUCCUUAUGGCACACAUUUAUGACAUCAUAAUAAGGUGGAGGUAGAAAGGUGUUCCUUGAACAUUAGGAAAACUGUAUAAUCAGAAUAAAUCACCUAAAAAGGUACUUGAUAAUUCCCGGUGAUGUGUUUUUGCUUUAACCUACAAAGUUAUCAAGAACAUCUCACUAACUCUACUGUCACUAUUUAACGUUGCAUGCCUUAAAAGAAACUUCUUUUCAGAAAGUCAGUUAGACUUGAAGAUCUCCACACAGACAGGGUGUAUUGUAUUUCCCUUAGAACAUUCUCCUUUCGUUUUUAAAGCAUAAUUUUGUAACGGUAACCAGGGUCAAAGUUAUGCAAUAAUAAAUAAAUAGUGCCUCGUAUCACAAACUUGUACAAUGACUUUAUUAGCCUGGGUGCAGGAUUUUAAAACAUACUCAAAUUAACUAAAUAACUAAAUAACAUCUUUGGAAAAAAGCACAGAUAUGCAAGUUGGACCUCUAUUUCUAUUUUUCCUUUAGCACUGAGCCUUAUAUCGCAGUGUCAAGUGUUCUACCAUCACAUCUCCACAGUUCUUAGACCAUGCAUCAUUACUUUGUUUGCAAUAAGUCACAGCUCAAAUUUCUUUUUCACACAUUCUAAAAAUUAUCAUAAGAAAUCUUGCUCACAAUUGUACUGCGAGUGGGAUUCCUGCUGUAGACUGAUGCCUUUGUCAAUAAUUACUAAUAUCAAUGAUUUGUUUUAUUUACUACAAUUUUGAUUUUUCUGGUUUUAUGAAGAUUUUUCAGUAGUGACGCCAAUGCCUAUGUUAAAGUUUGCUGAUAUUGCGUACAGUAAUUGUUGUUCCUGUAUUUAUGUAAAGUGAGUGUAGUGUAAAUAUUCAAAUUUUGUUUUUCAUUCUUUACCUUAACAAAAUUGUGAUUUCAAAAGGGAGAUUCUGCUUCAUGGAAUUCCACAUCUAUAAAAGUAAUUUCUAUUCCUGCAAUUUUUCAGAAACUUUUUGAAAAGGUGUCCUAUUUUUUUUUUCUUCUGUUCUGUUUUUUCCCUCAAAGUUGUUUAAGUAUCCAGUCAGUGUUUUUGCCUUUUAUUCUCUGUAUUUUCAUAUGGAUGGAGCUGUGAAAUGAAAAAUAAGUUAAAAUAUACAUGUAUAUUAAUAUGAAUGGAGGCAUGAAGGUUAAUAAAGUUGCAUUUUGUAUGUAA
This is a messenger RNA of Boleophthalmus pectinirostris (great blue-spotted mudskipper), 5127 nucleotides long. It is a transcript of the gene klf12b, whose product is annotated as Kruppel-like factor 12b. The coding region runs from base 210 to 1265 and encodes 351 amino acids. Gene Ontology annotation, biological process: regulation of transcription by RNA polymerase II. Lineage: Eukaryota; Metazoa; Chordata; Actinopteri; Gobiiformes; Gobiidae. The record is from RefSeq and is a predicted model, not a curated record. The transcript has 7 exons. Gene Ontology annotation, molecular function: RNA polymerase II cis-regulatory region sequence-specific DNA binding; DNA-binding transcription factor activity, RNA polymerase II-specific.